AUGGUCGACCACGACGAUCACGAUCAAGUCGACCCCCAUCAUCCAAAAGCCCCUGCAACCCAAGAGGCAAAGACCAAUCACAAACGAAACCAUACUCAGGGCGACAAGGCCCGUGGACCGUCAAAACCAUACGUCCGACUAGUCACCGACAAGCGACGGGAGCAGAACCGGCGCGCACAAAAGGCUUAUAGGGAGAGGCUGAAGAAGAAACUCGAGGUGCUGGAGGAGCAGGCUGCUUCCACUCUGUCCCAGCCCAGCCAGCACCAGCAAACCACAGGAAAGUCCAGCCACAAGCCUGUCGCGAGCUCGCGCACAGAGAUUCGCAUCGAAGACGAAGAAGAUGGUAACAUCAACGUCGACCUUGAGUCUCCCACAUUGCCGUCUCGGACCAAGUUAUCAGAUACAACCGCUGGCCCAGUUGGUUCGGCCCCGCGGGUGAUAAAUCUGGCAGAAGCCUUCGUCGCAGCCGGUGACUUACCCUUCGGACAGGGCCCGUUCCCCAGUAUUCAGUUUCAAGUAGGACCAGAGACACCGAGGUCACUUACGGACACCAGCGAGGUCGACAACCACACCCACGAUGACUAUGGUGACCUUGACCUGCGGCAGAUCUGGGCCAUGCCGCACAGGCGUGCUUCCCCGCAACAGUCACAACGACGUCUUCCCGAUAACUUGCGCGGUUCCACGAAUAUCAUGACCUUGACCCCUCAACGUACCCCCAACGGACUGCAUCUUUUCACGCCCAAAAGCCCCAUGGCAGAUCCGUACAUCAAUCACCUGCACCUCAUCGGGGAAGGCAACGUCGAAGCCUCACUCGCUGUGGCCCUUUCGAUCGGCAUCAGCCGCAGCCAGUACCUGAACGACCACCCAUCACAUUUCCCCAAAUGCUAUGUCGCGCUCAAUAAACCUAACCCGAUCUCCCCAACAAACUCAUCCUCCCCUACGACAGUGAGCUAUAAGUUCGCACAUACCUUCAUGGACAUCACGCCAGAGCUGCAAGAGCAUCUCGAGAGAGUGAAGCCACCCAUGCGUCCAACACCCACACAGCUCCUCAAUCCACAUCCAAGUUAUCUCGACUGCAUCGUAUUCCCUUAUUUCCGUGACCAUGCAGUUCAGGCAUCUGUGGACGGCAUCCUGGACCAUGCAGAGCUGUUUAUGGACCUUAUGCAUGGUGGUUUAGUUUGCUGGGGCGGCUUGUCUGGGCUCACGAACAGGCACGGAAAGUCGGUCAAGAGCGGGAAAAGAGACAUGAGGGACAGCGUGGCCUGGAAUACAAGAAGUUGGGAGGCUAAAAGAUGGUUCCUGGAAAAAUGGACUUGGUUGGUCGGCACAGAAGAAGAGGAGGAAGCAAGAGGUGAUGUUGAUGGCAUUUGGAGAGGAAGUCGGUGGUGGUGGGCCAUGCGCGGCGAGGACGACACCGAUGAAGAGAAGGAGGACAUGGACUUUGCGGCUGCCCGGGUGAGCGAAAUUGACGGCGGCAACCAUUGUUUGUGA
Messenger RNA from Fonsecaea multimorphosa CBS 102226, 1491 nucleotides. RefSeq lists its product as uncharacterized. The record is from RefSeq and is a predicted model, not a curated record. The coding region runs from base 1 to 1491 and encodes 496 amino acids. The transcript has a single exon. Gene Ontology annotation, molecular function: DNA-binding transcription factor activity. NCBI's taxonomy places the organism in Eukaryota, Fungi, Ascomycota, Eurotiomycetes, Chaetothyriales, Herpotrichiellaceae. Gene Ontology annotation, biological process: regulation of DNA-templated transcription.